UAAAACAAAACAAAAAAACAAUCGUAUCUUGUUUUUCAGUUAUUUGAGAAGCAGUGUACAGAGAGAAGCAUGAACCAGCAACCACCUACCUGCGUCUCCAUAGACCAACUGUGUGGGGACAAAAAGAAAUUAAAGGCACCUCACUUCAUCAACCCGUGCGGAUGUGAUUCGUACUUGGUUCUAGAAUAUUGUGAGGCCUUAAACAGGAACACCACGACUCUGAAGAAAAUAAGCUGUGGCAAAGGCACAACUUUCAGACAAAAGAGUGGCAACUGUGAAGACCCGAAAAAAAGAGAAGAAGAAAUUUGUAGACGUCAACCGUGGGAGAGAUGUAAAGCCCCCGUUGACCGAAACAAACCCCAACAAUGACGCCGAGGCGCCGCGGAGUGAUACCGAGCCUGCCAACACCGGAAACGGGGACUACUUAGUUAUGCAGGGAGAACCUGAAUACUCAAACGCCAAGACUUAGAUCUAAUCACUCAGGACUCGUUGGCGGCAUUGGUUGGAUUAAAUCUAGAGGAGUGUUGUCCAUCUACAUGCAUAGAUAUGUUCCGGGCUAUUUACUGAUCGGCGAAUUAAGAUUGCGCUGCGCGUUUUAAUGAUCGUAUACUUGCGCGGCAAUCUGAAGAGCUCACAAGAAUGAUACAAUGCCAGGCAUCAGACUCAAAGUUUGCAAAGUACAUUUUUAUUUAUUAUACAUUUUUGAAAUAAUUUUUUUUAAAAAUCACUUCCAUCUUAUUCUUUUACUCGCAGUAAGGAACAUUCACAUACUAUAAUUUUCAAAAGCAUAAAAAUAUCAAAAGUAAAAUUAAAAUUAGAAUUAAAAUUAAUGUAUGAAACUGAAGAGCUCGCAACAAUGAUAAAAGGCCAGGUAUUAAACUCAAAGUUCACAAAGUGCAUUUAUUAUAAUAUAUUUCAUAUUUUUGAAAUAAUCCAAAAA
Aplysia californica (California sea hare) is the source of this 940-nucleotide messenger RNA. RefSeq lists its product as uncharacterized. The record is from RefSeq and is a predicted model, not a curated record. Lineage: Eukaryota; Metazoa; Mollusca; Gastropoda; Aplysiida; Aplysiidae.